Molecule: messenger RNA, 342 nt
Organism: Botrytis porri
Lineage: Eukaryota; Fungi; Ascomycota; Leotiomycetes; Helotiales; Sclerotiniaceae
Exons: 2
Coding region: 1-342 (113 amino acids)
Source: RefSeq, a predicted model, not a curated record
AUGUUAUUGUGGGAGGGAAAGGAGAAGGAGAAGGAGAAGGAGAAGGAGAAGGAGAAGGAGAAGGAGAAGGAGAAGGAGAAGGAGAAGGAGAAGGAGAAGGAGAAGGAGAAGGAGAAGGAGAAGGAGAAGGAGAAGGAGAAGGAGAAGGAGAAGGAGGGACAACUGGUUUUUGAGGCGUAUAUUUGGGAGAGUAAACCCUAUGAGGAGUGUGCGAGGGAAGUAGGGAUGGAGGCACUGAAGUGGGUGGAGUUUGUGGAUCCUUUGGUGGAGGGGGUGGUUUUUGAGGGGUUUUUGGAUAGGCUGCAUUUUAGGUGUUUUGUUGUUGAGAGAGCUGGAGAAUAG